AUGUCGCUUUCCUUGAGGCAUAUUUCACAUAGACGUACGAGUUGCAGUAAGAUUGGGGCUAAAUCUUUCAGAAGGCGAGAGCCUUGCAAGUUAUCUGUUCCCAGUGCGAUAAAGGAUCCCAAAACAACAAGAAGUCUCGAUGCGAAAGAAUUUAUACGGAAGCAUAUACUGGAACUGGCCCCGUAUAAGUCAAUUGUACCGUUUGAUGUUCUCUCAGAAAAACUUAAUAGGCCAACUUCCGAUAUUGUUAAGUUAGAUGCGAACGAAAAUCCGUACGGUCCACCGCCAGAGGUCUUCUCUGCCCUCAAAAAUAUCGAAUUUCCUCAUAUCUAUCCUGACCCAGAGUCAAGAAAACUCAGGGGGCUGCUGGCUCAAGAAUGUAGAAUUCCCAUAGAGAAUAUAAUGAUUGGUUGUGGCGCUGAUGAGCUGAUUGACUUAGUCCUGAGAGCUAUUCUUGAACCAAAGGAUGUCCUCAUUAAUACACCACCUACAUUUGGGAUGUAUGAAUUCGAUUGCAGUAUUAACAUUACUGUAAAUGUUCCUCGAAAGCCUGCCCCUAGUUUUGGUAUAGAUGUGAAAUCUAUAAAGGAGGCUGUCUUCAAGAAUAAUGCAAAAAUUUUGAUGAUAACUUCACCAAAUAAUCCAGAUGGCUCAGUUAUAAGUCGUGAAGAAAUCGAGGAACUUUUAGAGCUACCAUGUCUUGUGGUCUUAGAUGAAGCAUAUAUUGAGUUCUACGGUGUUGAGCAUAGUUUAGUUGGAGAAGUUCCAAAACGGCAAAAUCUCAUUGUUCUUCGCACUUUCAGUAAACGUGCUGCUCUUGCUGGUUUACGAGUUGGAUAUGGCGUUUUCCCGCUUCAUCUUAUAGAAUUUCUGUGGCGGAUGAAACAGCCAUACAACGUUUCAGUUGUUGCCGAACUCGCUGCAUGUGCUGCUUUAUCAAACCCGGAUUACCUAGAGGAUGUGAAAAACGCUCUUGUGAGUGAGCGUGAAAACAUGUUCGAGAUGAUGUCAAAGUUUUCUUUCCUUGAACCUUACGAGUCUCAGUCAAAUUUCAUACUAUGCAGGGUAAUAAGUGGUCGUGCAGAAGAGUUGAAAAACUUUCUUGAAUCUGACGGAGUCAUCGUGAGAUACUACAGUAGUCCUCCUGAAUUGUCUGGAUGUAUUCGAGUUUCAGUAGGUCUGCCUGAGCACACUGUUCGACUUAAGUCAGCGCUCUUGAAAUAUAUGGAAAAUUCGAAAUAG
Bathycoccus prasinos is the source of this 1242-nucleotide messenger RNA. RefSeq names its product histidinol-phosphate aminotransferase, chloroplast precursor (gene HPA1). Gene Ontology annotation, biological process: L-histidine biosynthetic process. Gene Ontology annotation, molecular function: pyridoxal phosphate binding; L-histidinol-phosphate:2-oxoglutarate transaminase activity. The coding region runs from base 1 to 1242 and encodes 413 amino acids. The transcript is spliced from 9 exons. NCBI's taxonomy places the organism in Eukaryota, Viridiplantae, Chlorophyta, Mamiellophyceae, Mamiellales, Bathycoccaceae. The record is from RefSeq and is a predicted model, not a curated record.